AUGGCCAAUCCCUACUUCGAUAUUGAGUACGUCAAGGUUGGCGGCCAGGUGGAGAACUGGGGCCGCGUCGAAUUCAAGCUCUAUGACGAUAUUGUCCCGAAGACAGCGGCCAACUUCCGGUCUCUGGCGACAGGCGAGAAGGGUUUCGGCUACGCAGGUUCUGCCUUUCACCGUGUGAUUGCCGGGUUUAUGGCCCAGGGUGGUGAUUUUACGCGUGGAGACGGCACCGGCGGCAAAUCCAUCUACGGCGAGAAAUUCGCCGACGAAAACUUCCAGGUUAAACACACUAAGGGUGGCUUGCUCUCUAUGGCGAAUGCUGGACCUAAUACCAAUGGCUCGCAGUUCUUCAUCACUUUUGUGAGAACCCCUCAUCUGGAUGGCAAGCACGUUGUCUUUGGAGAGGUUGUCUCAGGCCAGGACAUUAUCCAGAAGAUGGAAAGCAAGAGCUUAGAUCGGUCUGGGAAGACCGAUGGCACCAUCAAGAUCGCUUCUUCGGGCACAGUCUAA
This is a messenger RNA of Penicillium paradoxum, 507 nucleotides long. RefSeq lists its product as uncharacterized. Gene Ontology annotation, molecular function: peptidyl-prolyl cis-trans isomerase activity. The transcript has 4 exons. The coding region runs from base 1 to 507 and encodes 168 amino acids. NCBI's taxonomy places the organism in Eukaryota, Fungi, Ascomycota, Eurotiomycetes, Eurotiales, Aspergillaceae. The record is from RefSeq and is a predicted model, not a curated record. Gene Ontology annotation, biological process: protein folding; protein peptidyl-prolyl isomerization.